Helianthus annuus (common sunflower) is the source of this 1163-nucleotide messenger RNA. RefSeq lists its product as uncharacterized. The record is from RefSeq and is a predicted model, not a curated record. The transcript is spliced from 3 exons. Lineage: Eukaryota; Viridiplantae; Streptophyta; Magnoliopsida; Asterales; Asteraceae. The coding region runs from base 371 to 706 and encodes 111 amino acids.
CCCUUUAGGACCGACUACUGGAUCAAUUAAUGUGAUGUUUGGAUGAACAUUAUAUGUAUAUGAGUAUGCACAAUGUGCAGGGACUCAAUGGAAUAGAGAUUGGGAGGAAACAAUUAAAUAUACACUAAACACAAUCUAUUCCACACACUCUGCAAAUUACGGGUAUUUAUACCCUAUGAUUUGUCAGUUAUAACUUAUUGAGGUGAUUUUUUCUAAACGACACUAAAACUGAUUUUGACUUAAUUAUCUUGAUUAUUAUCUUCCAACAAAUUUUGAUUUUCAUUAAUGAUAUAAAUUAUUAUUUUCAUUGAAGGCCAUUGUUGGAUAAUCAUUUUUUAUAGUUAGAAUUUGCUUAUUGGAUAAUAAUGUCAUGACAACACUCAUUAUUGCCGUAAAAGUACGACGGGUAUAUAUUUUAGAUUCACUAUUCAAAGAGGGCAACAAGAAUCCUAGCCACUAUCGUCUUACAAGUGUGAUUGAAAGCGCCUUGCUGCCAAUAAAACCCACAUUUGAUAGGUGCAAUCAACAAGCUGAGACAUGGGAAUGCGGCUAUAUACUUCUUCAAUCUAUGUUCGACUUUGUCAAUGUGUAUCAAAAGCAAUUUCCCAAAAUGUGGAACGACACGAAAGAGGCUACAGAUGAAGAUAUAGAAAAGACGUUGAAGGAAUUGAUGCCAAUUUUAUUUGACGGGUUGGGUAUUCCUUAGUUUAAAUAUAGUUUGUUUAUGGUUUUGAAUAUAUUAAGUAGUGAAUUGUUAUUUUAUCAAUUAAUAUUGUAGACUUUCGGGUUGAAUGUGUAUUGAGUCACUUUUUACUUGUCCGGAUUUGACUACGUUGAAUAUAUAAAAGGAUUGAUUGGAUUUGACGUCUAUGUUGGAGUGCAGAUUUUUUUUACUGCAUAUUAUGUCAUUUUUACAUAUCUCUUUUUUACUACAGAUUUUUGUUUGAAAUUUGACAGCAUAAUUUGUGGUUCUUACAACAUUGGUCAUAAGUCGCGGUUCAUCCAACACCGACUAAAACCUUUCCUAAAAUUGUAAAACGACUUUAAGUCGCGGUCCAUCCAACACUGACUAAAAACUUUUCCUAAAAUUGUAAAACGAUUUUAAGUUGCGGUUCAUAAUGCUGACUAAAAACAUUUCCAUAAAAGUAUCAACAUCUUUUUAG